AUGGGCGACUGGCUACUCAAGUUCAGGGACAUGAACACAAAAGGAGGAAAAUAUUACAAAUAUGAACUAACAAGUCCGAGCCGAGCGAGUAAGCGGGAGACCGGUAGCACUUGCAGAGUGGCUGACCAACUGACUGCAGAGCAGACUGCAGAAGUCCAAGAAGCUUUUUCACUAUUUGACAAGGAUGGUGAUGGAACUAUAACAACAAAGAAAUUGGGAACUGUAAUAAGGUCUCUUGGGCAGAAUCCCACAGAAGCAGAGUUACAGGGCAUGAUUAAUGAAGGAGAGGCUCAUGGUAACGGCACAACUGACUUCCUGGAAUUUCUGACAAUGAUGGCAAGAAAAGUGAAAGACACAGACAGUGAAGAAGAAAUUAGAGAAGUAUUCUUUGUGUUGGAUAAGGAUGGCAAUGGCUAUAUUAGUGCCGGGGAGCUUCGCCAUGUGAUGACAAACCUUGGAGACAAGUUAACAGAUGAAGAGGUUGAUGAAAUGAUCAGGGAAGCAGAUAUUGAUGGUGAUGGUCAGGUAAACUAUGAAGAGUUUGUACAAAUGUUGACAGCAAAGUGAAG
This is a messenger RNA of Phacochoerus africanus (Common warthog), 569 nucleotides long. Its product is annotated as calmodulin-A-like. Lineage: Eukaryota; Metazoa; Chordata; Mammalia; Artiodactyla; Suidae. The transcript has 2 exons. Bases 1 to 567 code for a protein of 188 amino acids. The record is from RefSeq and is a predicted model, not a curated record. Gene Ontology annotation, molecular function: calcium ion binding.